Patella vulgata (common limpet) is the source of this 3332-nucleotide messenger RNA. Its product is annotated as anaphase-promoting complex subunit 4. NCBI's taxonomy places the organism in Eukaryota, Metazoa, Mollusca, Gastropoda, Patellidae. Gene Ontology annotation, molecular function: protein binding. The record is from RefSeq and is a predicted model, not a curated record. The transcript is spliced from 27 exons. Gene Ontology annotation, cellular component: anaphase-promoting complex; nuclear periphery. Bases 181 to 2568 code for a protein of 795 amino acids. Gene Ontology annotation, biological process: positive regulation of mitotic metaphase/anaphase transition; protein K11-linked ubiquitination; anaphase-promoting complex-dependent catabolic process.
UACACAUGGCUGACUAGUGUCCAUAGUCUUUGGUAUCCGUGAAUCUGUCUAUUGUUUAUCAUUUAACGCCUAUUGUUAUAGUGAAAAUUAUGUAACACCUACCACAGAGAAAGACUUAGGUACAGUCCGGCUAUUAAAGAUUCAAUCUAAGUAUUAAAGCUUAUAGAAAAAGAAGGGAUAAUGCCAGAUGAAGGGUUCCAGCAGGUGGAUGAGAAACAUGUGGCUAACGAAGUGGAACAUAUGCUCUGGUCCCCUAAGAUUGAUUUAAUUGCAUUGGCCAAUGUACAUGGAGAGGUAGUAUUACAUCGUUUGUCAUGGCAGAAAGUUUGGUCUCUUCAACCAUCUUCUGAGGAAGAUAAAGUUGGCGGUCUGGCAUGGCGUCCAGAUGGUAAAGUUUUGGCGGUGGGUUAUAGAAGUGGUAAAAUACAGCUUGUUAAUACAGAGAAUGCCUCCAUUCUUCAUUCUACAGACUUAGAAGGAGAGAUAACAUCUUUAAGUUGGAUAAACCAAGAAUUUCCAGCUGGAAAACCCUGGACUCCUGAUCCAUAUAUGGAAGAUAAUUCCAAAGAUCUCUUACCAAAACUUCAAUCUUUGGAUAAAAGUUAUGGUUCCAUUUCUAAAGGAAACCACGAAGAAAGUGUUGAAGACAGAAAAAGACUACUAGACCAAAAAGAAUUGAAUUUAUUACUUGUUGGAACCAAUAAAGAUCAAUUACAUUUGUUUGCGUAUGGCAUUUUUCCAUGUGGUAUCCUGACAUUUUCUUUAUUAGAUGGUUCAAAGUCUCGGCAUAUCUACUGUGCAUCUAUAUCCCAGGAUCUGCAUUGUUUGUCUAUAAUCGUGGAAUCAACUUUAGAUAACUCAGAAGAUAUAGACUAUUACAUGCUUUCUUAUGAUACAACUCUUCUCUUAUCAAGACAUAAAGAAAUACGCUUGAUGGCUUUGAAGUAUGGACAGUUGGCCACAUUAAUUGAAUAUCUACAGACAACAAUACAACAGAUGUCUGAAGCUUGGGAAGAUAUUCUCAUGGAAAUGGAUUCAAAGUUACUCAAGUAUGCUGAAGAAAAGAAAAAGACAUCAGAAAUUGGAAGUGUUAGCAACGAUUUCCUUGAACUAUUAUUGUUUGGAACACCUAAUUGGGGUUUACGAACCUUUCUUCAACAUGAAUUAACUGAAAAGGGUCUUAAGAAACUUGGACAGUCAAUAGAAAAUUCUUAUUCUAAUAUACAGAAACUGGUUGUGAAGCAUUUACAGAUUGUUAGUCAAGCUAUUGUGCAUCAUCUAGAUGAGUUUCGUGGUAUGUCACUUUGGUAUGAGAAGUUUGGAGUUUUAGGCUUAGAAGUAUCAAGUCUACAGGAAGCUGUAAAAACUGCUGGAUCUUUUGUUUUAAAAACCAGUGAAUUACAGCAAGUAAUAGAUGGAAGUAUUAAGAAUUUUAAAGCAUUUUUGAAAUGGCUGUAUGUAGUAAUUUUAAGAUUAUCUAAUGAACAACCUCCAGCAGAACUUACUAAGAUGACACAGCAUGAUGUAAGUUUUGUGGCUGAUUUUCUUAAAGACAACUUUUCCCGAUAUCCACAGGAUGGAGAUAGACAGAAUGAAGAGGACAAAAAACAAAGAUUUAGAUUAGAGAAAGUUGGUCAGUAUUUAAAGAAAGAAGAUCUUCCUUUGCCUCCAGAUACAAGCAGUAAUUUAUGGAAGCAGUUUCUGAAUUCAAAUAAUUUUCAGAAUGAUAGUAGUCUGAUUUAUCAAGUAGAAAGAAAGAAAUCAUUGGUACAAUUACAGGAUCAAUUAGAAGAAAUAACUAAUAAAGCUCUUACUAAACCAGCUACAAUGAUAGGUCAGUCAUUACAGUGUUCUUGUACACAUCAUCUCUUUACAUUAACAAGAGGAGAUGAAAAGGCCAGACUACCAAUAUUCAAACAGUAUACAGAUAAUGAAGGUGGUUAUCUAUAUACUGUAUUUACUAUAGAUAUGUUACCUUGUGAUUUAUUCUAUAUAUUACGUCACCCAACCAACUCUAAAAGGGUGAGUGAAGAAAUAGAAAUUGUUGGUAUUAGUAUAGGAGCUCUGUCAACAGAAUGUCCUGAUAGUAGUAUAGACUCAAAUAUGGCUACAAGUCAUGCUAUAUUAGAUAUUGGUUAUUAUGAUACAAAGACCUUGUCGUUACUCCUGUUAGAGGAUGUUGAAGAUGGUAGACCAGUCCUUGUUCAACUACCUUUUUCUGUAAUUAAAGAUGACAGUUUUACCAAGUUAACAUCUACAGAAAAUGUAACAGCAAAUGUGAAUACUAUAGAAGUAGGUCCAUUAAUACCAAAACAUUCCUACCGACAUCUAGAAAACAUGCAGGCACAUUCAUUUGCUGUCAGUGGUAUUCGUAAAACUGCUACCGUGCUUUAUGCUUCAAGAAGACGGGUUCGUAUAUUUAUGUUGGAUGGAGAAGAAGAUUCUGACGAUGAGGAUGAAGAUGAAUCAAAAGAUGAGAGCAAUCUAGAAAUAAGUCGAUCGGAAGGAAAUUUAGAUGUUAGUCAACCCAUGAACGAGGAUGAAAAUAAAGAAAAUAAUUCUACUUAACUUUUUGAAUUGGAAUAAAAUCUGUAAUAUAAUAAAUUUGGUUAAUAAGGGGGAAUAACUCCAUUAUUCAGCACAGCCCAUGUUGAUGUCCCAAAGACAUUACCUUAGAACGGAGUAGGAUUUCAAGUAUACACCAUUUUCAAAUUUGUGUUGAGAUUUUUUGAUGGGUGGGGGUUGGAUCUGUCCCUGAGUUUUGUUUCCAGCUCAAAUCUUAGGAACCAUUAAAGAUAGGUUUUGAGAACCUUUUUGAUUUAAUCAUUUUUUUGCUUCUGUUAUAACAUUUGAGAUAUACACAAUGCUUAUCUUCACAAGCCGUAGAUGCCUUUAUAUUUUAAAUUGUCAUAUCACACCAUUAGAUAGGACUACUUCGUGGAAAGCAGAAAUAAGCGAGAAGAGAGAAAAUAGAAAAAAGUAAAGGUGUACCAUUUACAUAAGGGGCAACCUAUAUCUAUGGAAUUAUGCUUCAUCACAUCUUUGUAAAUACUGAAAGGAGUCAAUCUAUUUUUGGACUGAUAUUCCUAUUAUACAUUCAACAUUUACAAUAUUGUGUUUUGCAAGGACAGACCAGAGUCUUAUAAUCUUAUAUAUAGACAGUAGCCAACUGACGCCAUGGGUGCCAUUUUGUUACCCAUUUUUACAUUGCAGAUAGAACCACAUUACAGUGUGUGACCGAUUAAUAUGUUUUAGAUCUGCGCAAAUGUAUUUUUAUAUUUACUCAAGUGUAGGGGUAGACAAUAAUUUCAAUAAAUCAAUUAAUCACAAUA